Pararge aegeria (speckled wood butterfly) is the source of this 2278-nucleotide messenger RNA. RefSeq names its product neuroendocrine convertase 2 (gene amon). The transcript has 14 exons. The coding region runs from base 1 to 1944 and encodes 647 amino acids. Gene Ontology annotation, molecular function: serine-type endopeptidase activity. Gene Ontology annotation, cellular component: Golgi membrane; trans-Golgi network. The record is from RefSeq and is a predicted model, not a curated record. NCBI's taxonomy places the organism in Eukaryota, Metazoa, Arthropoda, Insecta, Lepidoptera, Nymphalidae. Gene Ontology annotation, biological process: protein processing.
AUGGUGACGUCAGCAGAAGUACGUCUUCAGUCAGCCGCCGGUGGCCGCAGCGGAAACAUGUGGCUGCAAUGCUUCGCUGCGACGGUGUUGAUUACCUCGGUCGCGACCCGCGAAGUCUUCACCAACUCGUUCCUGGUGCGGUUCAAGAGGUCCAUCAACCAAGAGGAGGCUCACAAAGUCGCGCUCAGCCACGGCUUUGACAACCUUGGCCCGAUCCUGGGCUCUGACACAGAAUGGCACUUUGCGCACCGCGGGCUUCCGCAGGCCCGCCCCCGCAGGGCCAUGGCGCAUACUCGUCUGCUUAAAAAACAUCCCCUAAUCCACACAGCAGUCCAGCAGACAGGAUUCAAGCGUGUUAAACGUGGGUUCCGCCCGCUCCGCUUACCCGAGACAGUGCCCGCUUCUGAGCCGCGUGACCCCUAUUUCCCCCUACAAUGGUACUUAAAAAACACUGGACAAAAUGGUGGGAAGCCGAAGUUAGACUUGAACGUGGAAGCAGCCUGGGCGCAGGGCUACACCGGCGUGAACGUAACCACUGCUAUUAUGGAUGAUGGUGUUGACUACAUGCACCCUGAUCUAAAAUAUAACUAUAAUGCCGAGGCGUCCUACGAUUUCAGCAGUAAUGACCCGUUUCCAUAUCCACGGUACACGGACGAUUGGUUCAACAGCCAUGGAACGAGGUGUGCAGGCGAGGUUGCAGCGGCGCGAGACAAUGGCGUUUGCGGAGUAGGUGUCGCUUACCACUCCAAAGUUGCAGGUAUAAGAAUGCUAGAUCAGCCAUACAUGACUGAUCUGAUCGAGGCGAACUCCAUGGGCCACGAACCGCAUAAGAUCCACAUUUAUAGCGCUUCGUGGGGCCCCACGGAUGAUGGAAGGACUGUCGAUGGCCCCCGAAAUGCCACAAUGAGAGCCAUCGUCAGAGGUGUUAAUGAGGGACGGAACGGGCUGGGAAACAUUUACGUGUGGGCGAGCGGUGAUGGCGGCGAGGAUGAUGAUUGUAAUUGCGACGGCUAUGCAGCUUCUAUGUGGACCGUCUCCAUCAACAGCGCAAUAAAUGAUGGUCAAAACGCUCACUACGACGAAUCCUGUUCCUCGACCCUCGCCAGCACAUUCAGCAACGGUGCCCGCGAUCCCAGCACCGGUGUCGCUACAACAGACCUCUAUGGGAAAUGCACAGCCACCCAUUCAGGUACUUCGGCAGCUGCACCCGAAGCUGCUGGGGUAUUCGCAUUGGCUCUACAUGCAAACCCAAAGCUAACUUGGCGCGACAUUCAGCACCUGUCGGUGUUAACAUCGAAGAGAAACUCUUUGUACGACGCUAAGGGUCGCUUCCACUGGACUAUGAACGGUGUGGGGUUGGAGUUCAAUCAUCUGUUUGGGUUCGGGGUGCUGGACGCUGGUGCUAUGACAGCUCUGGCUGCCAACUGGCGGUCUGUGCCACCCCGGUAUCAUUGUGAGGCUGGCUCUGUGAACACUCAUACCGAGAUACCUCCAGAGGGCGAGGAGUCUAUAAAACUGCACAUAGACACGACGGCAUGCGCUGGAACUCCAAGCGAGGUACGCUACUUGGAGCAUGUCCAAGCGGUUGUCAGUGCCAACGCGACGCGACGUGGCGACCUAGAGUUCUUCCUAAUCAGCCCCAUGGGCACUAGAUCAAUGAUACUGAGCCGCCGCGCGAACGAUGAUGACAGUCGGGACGGGUUCACGAAGUGGCCCUUCAUGACCACACACACGUGGGGCGAGUACCCGCAGGGUGUUUGGACCUUAGAGGGGCGGUUUAGCGGCGGAUCAGGUCCAAGUUCGGCUUCCGGCUGGCUCCGAGGAUGGUCGCUAGUGCUGCACGGCACGCGAGCCCCGCCGUACGCGCAGCUCCAGCCCGAAGACCCCCACUCCAAGCUAGCCGUCGUCAAGAAGGCGCACGAAGACAAUGCGACUACAAAGUAGACUCUGAUGUAACGAUCUAGAAAUGAGAGCAACCUCCUUGAACGUUCAUGGUCUUAAAAACCCGAGGCCAUUAUUAUCGACAAAUUCAACCACUAAAUUAUACCGUAAAAAAUAUGGAAGAACCAGGUAGCUUCGCCAAAUUGACUAUGUAUAAUGAUCGUUUCUAUAGCGGUGAUAGCCCAGAGAUUUCGGUUUCGAGAUUCCGAAAGAGAAUUCCUAAAGCGAAUUCGGAUUCUCUUCCGGCUUCCGGAAUGACCGUGUUCGACCUCUUCGAACUUUUGGGAGUCAUGUGCAUUUUUAAUUGAAGCAAUUAAAUAUCACUUGCUUUAACGGU